Messenger RNA from Schistosoma turkestanicum, 2714 nucleotides. The record is from the annotation of a GenBank genome assembly. Lineage: Eukaryota; Metazoa; Platyhelminthes; Trematoda; Strigeidida; Schistosomatidae.
GUGGAUUCAAAUACAUUAUUUACGAUUCACCCAGGGUCGUGCUACGUGUUGUGACCUUGAAAAUGAGGUACGCUAUCCUGGCGUCAGCAAGUUUAAUUGUUUCGUCAAUCGUUGUGACGAAUACUUAUUACCGUAAAAAGCAGUUUUACCCUACAGUUGUAUACUUAACUAAUAAUCAGCCAUCUCUUUCUAUCCUUCUUUUCCAGUGUGUUGUUUUACUCUUCUUGCUCGUAAAAGCACUCACAUAUGCUUUCUUCGGUCGGCUUCAAAGGGCAGAAGUGGAUAAUCUUGUUUCACAGUCGUGGUAUGCAUUUUUCGAUAUGUGCUUGGUUUUUGCAUUCUUCCAAAACGAACUGGGAGUCGAAUUUCUGUUCCUGUUCGCCAUACUUUUAUUUGUCAGAGCUUUCCACUGGUUAAUUGAAGAAAGGGUCGAUUACAUGGAGAGAUCACCUGUCAUUAGUGCUCUGUUUCACCUCAGAAUUAUGACGCUCAUCACUCUUCUAACACUUGUGGACGUAUAUUUUAUCAAAACAACUUACUGGAAGCCUGCUACACAUGGAAUAUCCGUUCAUCUGGCUUUGGGGAUAGAGUACUUCAUUUUAGUAUUGAGUCUUUUAUCGACAACUAUACGUUAUGUUUUACAUUCAAUUGACUCAAUGCGAGAGCACUCAUGGAGUAAAAAAGCCACAUAUCUCUUAUACGUAGACGUUCUCAUUGGAUUUAUUCGUUUGGCUGUUUACGUUGAGUUUACGUUCAUUAUGUGGUCACUGCAUCCAUUUCCUUUGUUUAUCGCACGACCUAUCUAUCUUAGCAUCAGAUCACUAAAAAAAGCAAUUCGAGAUGUACUGAUGUCACGUCGUGCGAUUCGAUAUAUGAAUACAGUUUUCCGUGAUGCUACUCCAGAUGAUCUGGCCUCUUCCUCAGAUACUGUUUGUAUAAUCUGUCGUGAAGAAAUGAAUGUCCCAACAGACAGUCCCCCAUCGGCUGCGAUUUCAGCUCUUAAGAAGUUACCUUGUUCUCACAUUUUCCAUGUUACUUGCUUGAGAUCAUGGUUCCAGCGUCAGCAAACUUGUCCAACCUGUCGAAUGGAUGUUAUUCGAGAAGCUAGAUUGCAAGAAGUACAACGACAGCAACCUCUUCGUCCAGGAGCCACUAAUGCACAACCAGAUAGCUCAACAACUUCUGGUUCAUCUAGUUCAACUGCUGCACAGUCGGUUGCAGCUAAUAAUCAAAAUUUUUACAUGCCAUGGAUGCCUCCUGCAAAUGCAUUCCCAUUCUACCCACCAUUUGUGCCGCCUACGAGUAAUUCAACUACACAAUCUCAAACAGCCAUUCCACCGAUGCCUCCUUUAUACAUGCCACCUUUUAUGGGAAUGCCUAUAAUAUACCCUGGUAACUUGUUCUCUAAUGGAAGCACUCCUAUGCCAGAACCGCCCUCUGGACUACCUGAAUCAGCCGAUGAAGCUCGCCUUCGUGCCAGCGCCGAGGCUCGUUUCACUGCUUUACGUCAAAUAAAUGUACUGUUGAAUGCUGCUGUCCUACAAAUGAAUGCUUACCUGAAUGCGGCUAGUGCUCCCCCAAGUGAAUUAGAACCUAUGACUUCUGUUAAUUCUGUCGUUAACACUGACAAUAUAGAAUCAAAAAAUGAAGGAAAGGAAAUCUCAAAUAAUGAUGCGAAUUCUCAAUUACAAUCUGAUGAUAAAAAUCUUACAUCUGGUAAGUAAAUGUUUUGUUCCGAUUUUGACUUUUUAAAGUAGCAGCUUUGGCAUCUUAGGUUUGAAACUGUGGAAGAAUAUAUGUAUCAUUACUUCCCAUCUCUUGGAUACCUUCAUGAGGAUCAAAUAAGUGGUGAAAUCAGGAGUACUUACUUUUUACUUAUUGUUUUACAAAUGGAGACUAAUAGUUGGUAAAAACACAAAGGUGUAAAUCACUAGGACUGGCUAGUCUUAAACUGAUCACCUAAGCAUGGAUAACCGAAGAAUAUUCACCUCAAGUCCUGGAAGUAGUAAUAAAAUUUGUUAACGAUUCUCAAGUGAAGUGAAAAGCAAUUUCAGUUGGGUUAUAUUCUGAUGGUCAUUGGUAGUUGCCUGUUAGAUGUAUUCACUGGGUAAUCCUAACUAGACAGGCUUUGCGAUUGAGUAAUCUGUGGUGGUGUUUCGUCGUUUAAGUUCAACAGCAACCAAUCAAGAUCGAGGUUAACAGAACAAGCUACGGGCAAACGUGGAAAAAUUCGAAUGCUUCACUUCUAUCUGAAGUUUGUGCUAAUGAUGUUAUUCAGACGAACAAUGAAAGCUCCACAAUCUAAAACAUCCAGCUCAGAGAACGAAACACCACCACAGUUAUCCACCUGAGCUACAAAUUUUCUCCACCAUCUCAGUUGAGUAACCUCUUCCUCAUAACAUCGAAAGAACAUAGGUACGAAGUAAUUUAGCGCUUAAACAAAACUGAACGAUAAUUUUUUCGAUGUCAAAAAAUUCUGAACUAACGGAACUUCGUAAACGUAGACUGGAACAUCUUGAAUCCUCAUCUGGGGACCGCGCUUCACAGUCUAACUCUAGACCUGAUGCUGAAUCCAUUUGAUCUUACGAUCAUUAUGUACCUAACAAUAAUAUUGCUCAGUUUAUUCUGAGUUGAGUUUCUGUAACUUGAAUUUUCUGUGACUACAUAUUCUUUUAGAAUUCUUAAAUAAAACAAAUGGCUUUCAAUGUAUUUCA